AAUCUCUAUUGAGGGUGUCAACACUCCAUAUCUGUACUUUGGCAUGUGGAAAACAACAUUUGCAUGGCACACUGAAGAUAUGGAUCUCUACAGUAUAAAUUAUCUUCACUUUGGAGAACCAAAAUCAUGGUAUGCUAUUCCUCCAGAACAUGGAAAGCGACUUGAAAGGCUAGCUCNAGGAUUCUUUCCAAGUAGUUCUCAAGGAUGUGAUGCCUUUCUGCGCCAUAAGAUGACAUUAAUUUCUCCCUCAAUUUUGAAAAAAUAUGGAAUUCCUUUUGACAAAAUCACUCAGGAGGCAGGAGAAUUUAUGAUAACUUUCCCGUAUGGAUACCAUGCAGGAUUUAACCAUGGUUUCAACUGUGCAGAGUCAACGAACUUUGCAACGAUCAGAUGGAUUGAUUACGGAAAAGUAGCUAAAUUGUGUACCUGUAGGCAAGACAUGGUAACAAUAUCAAUGGAUGUCUUUGUGAAGAGAUUCCAGCCUGACAGGUACCAGCUGUGGAAACAAGGAAAAGAUUUAUACACCAUCGAUCAUACAAAACCCACCCCUGAAAUGACACCUGAGGUAAAGGCCUGGUUGCAGAGAAGAAGGAAAACAAAGAGAUCUUCCAGGUGCUUCCAGCAUACCCAAUCACGAUCAAAAAAGCUUAAAACUCCAGAGGACAAGAAGGUAUCAACCAUACUGGUUGGUACAGAAAUCACAGCCACGGAAGCAGCUAUGGAUAGCUUCAAGGUCAAUGAAAAGCCAUUAGAAAAAAUAAAGCCAGUAAACACUGAAGUGCCAUCUGGGGCAGAACAAGAUACAAGAAUGAUGCAAAUGGAUCAGAAUUUAUUGGAUAGCAAAAAGGUCUCAGCUCACAACUCUUCGAGCUCACAACCUAACCAUGAUCCUGUAAUGAAAAAAAUACAAACUGAAGACGAGGAGAAAGAAAACUCUGCCUUUGUUCAGUUCUGUCCUGAGGAAUCUGGAUUGGCCUUGCUUUCAUCUGCUAGCUGUAAUAAGGAAGGAGAUUUAAAAUCUUUAGCUUCUUCCAGGCAGGCUGUAGAGUAUGCUUCUUCUGAAGCUGAGAAUUUGGAGAAAGAAGAAACUAGCAGUGUAUCUACAGAAGAAGAUGAGAUCAGUGACCUUGAAAGCAGUGAAAAUGGCCUGGAACCUGGAGAAAUAUCACUAAGAAAUGACGGAGAGCGAACAAAAACAUCUAAAAGUUGGCGUCAUCCACUAAGCAUACCCCCUGCCAGAUCUCCUAUGACGUUAGUUAAACAGCAGGCAACAAGUGACGAAGAACUGCCUGAGGCUCUCUUAAAUGAAGAAGAAAUUCAAGAAACAGAGUCCUGGGCCAAACCUCUUGUCUACCUUUGGCAGAAGAGAACACCAAAUUUUACUGCUGAAAAAGAGUACAAUGCAGCUGUUGCCAAACUGGAACCAUGUUGUGCUGUAUGUACACUCCUCAAGCCUUACUACAAGGCUGACAAAUCUAAUGAAGAAAACUAUACUUACUCAGAAACAAAACAAAGAGAAAUGUGUGUGACCAAGGAAAAGACAAAACCACUUAUUCCAGAGAUAUGUUUUAUUUAUAGUGAGGAGAACACUGAAAACUAUCCAUCAAAUGGCUUUAUUGAAGAAGAUGGAACAAGUCAGCUGAUUUCCUGUGCGAAGUGUUGUGUACAAGUUCAUGCAAGUUGCUAUGGUGUUCCUUCUCAUGAAAUUCAUGAUGGAUGGCUGUGUUCUCGGUGUAAAAAAGGAGCCUGGACAGCUGAAUGUUGCCUGUGUAAUUUGAGAGGUGGAGCACUCAAGCAAACUACUGACAGAAAGUGGGCUCAUGUCAUGUGUGCAAUUGCUAUCCCAGAAGUCAGAUUUGGUAAUGUCACAGAAAGAACACCAAUAGACACAAGCAGGAUACCUUUGCAGAGGUUAAAACUGAAAUGUAUCUUCUGCCGACAAAGAGUUAAGAAAAUAUCUGGUGCCUGCAUCCAGUGUUCUUAUGGACGGUGCCCAGCGUCUUUCCAUGUUACAUGUGCUCAUGCUGCAGGGGUGCUGAUGGAACCAGGUGACUGGCCUUAUGUUGUCUACAUCACAUGUUUCAGACACAAAAUCAAUCAAAAUGUGAAGACGAAAGACGUACUUGAAAAAGCAGUUUCAGCUGGGCAAACUGUCAUAGCAAAACACAGGAACACCCGAUACUACAGCUGCAGAGUGAUAGGAGUUAAAUCUCAAGUUUUCUAUGAAGUCAUGUUUGAUGAUGGUUCCUUCAGCCGGGAUACCUUCCCUGAAGACAUUGUGAGUAGAGAUUGCCUGAAGCUGGGCCCACCUGCGGAGGGAGAAGUUGUUCAAGUGAAGUGGCCUGAUGGAAAACUUUAUGGUGCAAAAUAUCUAGGAACCAACGUGGCUUGCAUGUAUCAGGUCGAGUUUGAAGAUGGUUCUCAGAUUGCAACAAAGAGAGAAGAAAUCUACACUCUUGAUGAAGAGUUGCCUAAAAGAGUGAGAGCCCGAUUUUCUACAGCAUCUGAUAUGAGAUUUGAAGACACAUUCUAUGGAGCUGAUAUCAUCCAGGGAGAAAAGAAGAGACAGAGGGUGCUGAGUUCCAGAUUUAAGAAUGAAUUUGUGGACGACCCUGGGUACCGCAGCUUCUUGAAAAGCUCAUUCCAGAAGAAGGGCCAGAAGAGACUAUAAGGAAGAAACAAAAAAUGAACUCAUGAACAGUUCACCCGCUCUCUUUCUGUGUAUGAGCAGGGUGUUAAAUAUGGGGUAACUCGACUUCCAAAACACAGAUGUUGUUAUUAGUUUGAAGAUCUACCUUUGUUAAGUCAGACUUCUAGCUUCUGGUUGAAAUACUUCUUGAGUGUACCGAAAAGUUUACUAAGAAAUGUUUCAGGUCCAUAAACCUGUCCUUCUAAGCUUCAGUGCCCCAGUUCGGGGUUUCUUAAUCUUUUAAAAUCUGAACGUUUAAUUUUAUCCAAGGACUGGAAAAUGCCAUAUUGGGAAUUAGAGGCCCUGUCAUAUAACAAGAUUAUGUACCUACAGUAGGAGACAUCAGUGGGGGACCAGUCAUCCCUCCAUGGAUUCAUGGAUAUCAGUGGCAGGCUCCCAUAGACAGCUGUUAGAGAAAGAUCAGACCAAGGCAUAGUAUAAUAUCAUUACCUAUCUAGAUGGGGAUCUCUUUUCUUCCUCCAAAGACUAGGAAUUGCUAUGACUUGUCUACUUUCUGCAAACAGGAAAAGGGAUUCCACAUUUUUGCUAUGAGAGGUUUUUUUUAAAAAAUACAACAUUGUUUUCUAAAACACAUGCAGGUAUAGAUGGCACUGAGAUCUGCAAAUGCUAUACUAUCAUAACUUUGUACAAUGCUAUUCACGUUGUUUUUGCCUUCGCUACUUUCUGUACUUCUGAUCAAAAUUUAGGUCUUAAACUGAGAUGGAGGUGCUGCUUCUAAAGAAGAAAAUCUAAAAGGAAAGGAAGGAUGUAUAUUUAAAGAGGGAGAUUCUUGGUAUCUAUUUUUAAACUUUUUUUCG
Gekko japonicus is the source of this 3507-nucleotide messenger RNA. RefSeq names its product lysine (K)-specific demethylase 4C (gene KDM4C). Bases 44 to 2671 code for a protein of 875 amino acids. The transcript has 18 exons. Lineage: Eukaryota; Metazoa; Chordata; Lepidosauria; Squamata; Gekkonidae. The record is from RefSeq and is a predicted model, not a curated record. Gene Ontology annotation, molecular function: histone H3K36 demethylase activity; histone H3K9 demethylase activity. Gene Ontology annotation, cellular component: nucleus. Gene Ontology annotation, biological process: chromatin remodeling.